Molecule: messenger RNA, 3885 nt
Organism: Lotus japonicus
Lineage: Eukaryota; Viridiplantae; Streptophyta; Magnoliopsida; Fabales; Fabaceae
Exons: 12
Coding region: 2316-3551 (411 amino acids)
Biological process (GO): protein desumoylation
Cellular component (GO): nucleus
Molecular function (GO): deSUMOylase activity
Source: RefSeq, a predicted model, not a curated record
GCAGGAAAGAGAAAAUUGCUUUGUGUAAAUUUCUUAGUGGGGUAAAAGUUCCACACGGCUACUCUUCAAAUAUUAAGAACCUUGUAUCAAUGAAAGACCUUAAGUUAAAGGGAUUGAAGACUCAUGAUUGUCAUGUUCUUAUGGAGAACUUGUUACCUGUGGCUUUACGCUCCAUUUUGCCAGAAAAAGUGCGAGAUGCCAUUACAAGAUUGUGUCUCUUCUUCAAGGCAAUUUGCAGCAAAGUGAUUGACCCUUCUAAGUUGUCAGCAUUGCAAAGACAAAUUUCUACAACUUUGUGUGAUCUUAAGAUGUACUUCCCACCUUCAUUUUUUGACAUAAUGGUUCAUCUAACCAUUCACUUGGUGAGAGAGAUACAAAUGUGCGGGCCAACUUAUAUGAGAUGGAUGUACCCUUUUGAGCGUUACAUGAAGGUUUUAAAAGGUUAUGUAAAAAACCGAAGCAGACCUGAGGGGUGUAUGGUUGAACGGUAUGUAGUCGAAGAAGCUAUUGAAUUUUGUACCGAAUACCUAUCCAAUGUUGAAUCUAUAGGGCUUCCGAAGUCUCAUCACACACGAAGUAUAGAAGGGGAAGGGCUCUUUAAAAGCGAGAUAAUAACAAUACAAGGUAAAGAAUGGCAACAAGCACACUUAUAUGUUUUGCACAAUGCAGCUGAAGUUGGGCCAUAUGUUGACAAGCACAAGGAAGUGAUUAAGGGGUUGAAUCUCAAUAGGUCUGAUAAUUGGUUAGCAAAGGAGCACAAUCGGACUUUUAUAAAAUGGCUAAAGGAUCACGUUUAUAAGGAGUGGGAAGAAGAUCCUACCUCGGUUUCAGAGAGGUUGAAAUGGUUGUCGAGGGGUCCAAGUAUGCAUGUCUUUAAUUACAACGGCUAUGUAAUUAAUGAUUAUACAUUUUACACAGAAGCCCAAGAUGAUCGGAGUACAAUGCAAAAUAGUGGGGUGACUCUUGUUGCUAGAUCUAUGCAUGUCUCUAGCGCCAAAGAUAGGAACCCCAUAUAUGCAGACAUGUCAUACUUUGGGGUGAUUCAACACAUAUGGGAGCUAGACUACACAACAUUUCAGGUUCCUGUGUUUGGUUGUAAGUGGGUUGACAAUAAUUCUGGUGUCCAAAUUGAUGACUCAGGGUUCAUUCAGGUUGAUCUUAAUAGGGUGGGGUUCAAAGAUGAUCCUUUUAUUUUGGCCUCUCAAGCAGAGCAAAUAUUCUAUGUCCCUGAUCCUGCUAACAAUAAAAGGUCCAUUGUUUUAUUAUCAAAUAAAAUAAAUGUCAACAACGAGGAUGGACAAUAUGUUCAGGAAGAUAAUGCUAUUGAAGAUGACCCUUUCUUCGGGAUAUCACAACCAAUUGACACCGAUUCAGAUGAAGAUGAUAGUUAUUAUGUUAGAGAUGAUCAUGAUGAGGGAAUUUGGAUGAAUAUAGCCUUUCAUAAUAAAAUUGAAACCACACGUAUGCGCAUAUUGAAGAAAAGGAAAAGAACUACUAAAACAAGUUAAACCAGAAAAUGGCUCCUUCAAAGCAAGAUAGUGGUGACACCGGUGUGAUUAAGUUAAUUAGGCGUGGAAGGACCAUUAUGAAAGAAGUCCGUCGUGCAACAAGUCAAGGAAUAAAAUUUGAGGUUGGUUGGGACCCGGAUGGUGUACCAAUUGAUCCCAACAAACAAAAAUUUGUCAGUUAUAUUGGUUAUCUUGCUAGGACAGACGUUCCAAUUACUUGUAAUUGGUGGCCAAAUGUUGACGAUGAAAUCAAAAACCAAAUAUGGGAAAAAGUAGAGGUUGCUUUUGAGAUUCACCCCUUGCGCAAAGACUAUGUACUUAAAGAAGCAGGUGCUUUGGCUAGAAAUUUUAGGAAAAUUCUAAGGAAAAAAUUUUUGGAUAAAGAUGGUAAUGUGAUAGAUCAUCCACCGCUGUCUUAUGACCUUGUGAUUGAUCAUGAUAUCUGGAUGGAAUUUGUUGAUCAAUAUAAAGAUGAAGAAUUCCAGGUGAAAUAAUAUUUGUGUGGUGUGCCAUGUUUUCAUUGCAUUUGAAUAAUUAUGACAUGAUGCAACUACAUUGUUUUGAAACAGAAACUAAGUGAACAGAAUAGGAAAAGAGUGUUGAAGCCUAAGUACCCUCACAAUUUAGGGCGUACGGGAUAUGCUUGCCUUCAGCAAAAGAUGUUGCAGGAGUCUGGAUCAAGCGAGACAUCCAUUCCUCGCCAUCGCUUGUGGAAGCGUGCUCGUGUGUCGAAAAAGGGCAAGAUUAAUAAUUUUUUCAUUUGUGUAGGGGAAGAGGGUUGAGCAGGAGCAACUAACACCUAAUGACAUGGAUACGUUUACACCACUAACACCUAAUGACAUCCCUAUGGGUACUACAUGUUGUUCCUUGUGUUUGGAGCUGCCUUAUUGGCGCGUGGUUGCUAAGGGAAAAGUGUAUAACACACUUGGUGAUACAAUUCAUAACUGCCCACUUCCAACCGGUUAUGUAAAAGUUAGUAUUGAUGUUGCGAUUGAGGAUGAUGCAAAAUUACCGGUACCAGAUGCAUAUGAUGAUUUGAUUAGCGUCCACGACGCAAUUGGGGGUUUAGUGGCGUGGCCUAUCAACCUCAUUCAACUUGAUCACACGAAUUGUCCAUCAUCAAAAGGGAAUGAAAUGAAGGAUAAAAGCAAGGCAGAGGAGAAUGACAAAGACAAGGCGGAAGAGAAGGACAAAAAUCAGGUGAAACCAUUGAUUGUGAAAGAGAAGGUGAUGGAAACAAGAUGCACAAGGGAAUCUGUUGCAUCGCCAAAUCAACACAGGUCUCACAUUGGGAUAAGUGCCAAUCAACUUAACAGUUGUACUUUUCUCAACAUAUAUUCAGAAAAGGUUCUUAUUCAAGGGAAACAAAUUAAAAUACCAAUAGAUCAAAAAAUAUUCCAUGAUGUUUAUAUGAAGAUUGAGCAUAUUGGUCGUGAGGAAGUCCGUGAAAUCACUGGGCAUGGUGAAUUAAGUGCUUCAGCCGUUUGUGUUUAUAUGAGGUUCUUAUUUGAUCACUGUGUGGCUGAAAACUUGACUGAGAAAUUUGCCUUUUUGAGUCCUCAUCGAACGGCACAUGGGCUGGCCAAUCAAAGCCAAUAUAUUUCGGAUGCAAUUAUGGCAAAUGGACACCCAAACCAAUUAUAUCUUGCACCGGUCAAUAUAGGGGCACAUUGGGUGUUGGUUGUGAUCAAUGCCACUACAGGGACCUUAUUUUACUUGGAUCCUAUACAUGGUAGUUUGAAUCAACGCAAAGUCAUGAAAGAGAUGUUUGAUAAUGCAAUGAUGAUCUACCGUGCUAAUUGCAAUGACAAGAGGAUUACAUGGUCCAAAGCCAAGUGGAAUACUAUAAAGUGCCCUGCCCAAACAAAUUAUAUAGAUUGCGGGUACUAUGUACUAAGCUUUCUAAAGGAGAUAAUUGCGCACAAAAAAUCUACAAUUCCACAAGCGUACUUCUCUGAUUGUCAAUUUGGCUUCUACGAUGAGGAUCAACUAAAUGAAAUUAAAGAAGAGUGGGCUACUUAUGUGUUAAAGAAUUUUGCCUAGUGUGGGCUAUUUGCUUUAAUUCCUUGUGAGAGUAUGGGCUACUUAUGGUAUGGAACUGCACUGCAUGUUAUUUUAGAGUAUUUGGUUCAAGCAGUGUACUGUACUGGCUAGUGUUGGCUAUUUGGUUUAAUUUCUUGUGAGAGUAUGUUCUCAACAACAAUUAGUAUUGUUUUGGACAAAUUAGUGUAAAUGUAUUGUUUUCUUAUUCAAGGUUGGAAUAUUUGAGUAAUUUGGCUAGAAUAUGUGAAUGUUGGUGAUUUUAUGCAAUUUAUUUUUCAAUAUAAACGUACUAAAAUUUAUGCACACACCAGGUAAAAAGAAAAAAAUCAAAAAU